Messenger RNA from Pocillopora meandrina, 4628 nucleotides. NCBI's taxonomy places the organism in Eukaryota, Metazoa, Cnidaria, Anthozoa, Scleractinia, Pocilloporidae. The record is from the annotation of a GenBank genome assembly.
AUGGAUAAAAAUGGAAAGGCUAUAGUAAGCAGCGACAAUCAUAUAGAAAAGCUGCCUGGGGAAGGUGAUAACGAUGAAAUAUAUGUUCCCAAGUCAGUUUGGACUGCCGGAUGCUGUGUCGGUACUUCUUCUCCAAAUCAUGCUAUAGAAAGUUUUGCAGUGAUCGGUAACAAUGUCCAAGAACGAAAUAAAAUGCAUACGCAACAAAUUUCUGUUAAAAUCCUCCAAAAGAUUCUUGAGCAAGACCAGUUCAGAGGUAAAGAAGUCCUUCUAUAUCCUAAUAAUCCACACUGUGUAGAGAACAACUUGGAAAAGCUACCCGAGUAUGUUAAAGGAGAUCCAAAGGAAGAAGAAGAAGAAGAAGAAGAAGAGGAAGAAGAAAAAGAAGAGAGGGAGGAAAAUAAUAUGGUGGUAGAUUAAUAUUCUGCAUCUAAAGAAUUUGAACACAGAAACGUGAUUGUUCAACAAUGAUUGGACAAUAUUGGCCCUCAGUCGUUUUUAUACUGCCACGACCUAGGCCAAUAUUCCCCUGUGCGGCCCUCACAUUCGGUCAGUUAGAAGUUAAUAUUAACCGAACCUGGGAUAAAUAAUUGUUUCGGUAUAAUUGUUCAAGUCAUUUAAUUAGGAAAAAACAUUCCAUUUUAUCCUUUUUCUUUGCAUCUAAUUUGCUGCGCAUCAAAGGAAAGAUACAUUAAGCCUGGCGUUUAGAUCACAUGAUAGAUCUGGAGAUUGUACGUGCCGAAUUGAAACAACUAAAGGCUUUUCCUGUUCUACGAGAAAACAUUUUAAACGCAGGCUUUCGAUGUCAAACUAUAGUUCAGCUAUAGUUGAAUUUGCCCGUAAAAGUUUAGGGAUCCAUGCUAUUCUCAUUUGCGCGAUUUGAUCAUACAGAGAUGUGACGCAAUCCUCGUCCAACUGAGCAAUUUAAGUUGCCACUAAAAAGCGACUCUGGCUGAGGUAGCGCAAAAAAAAGCAAAAGGCACGAAACAAUGUGCUGCUUUGUAACCUCUAAGACUCGUUGAGACUAGUAGAGACUAGUUGACCCACAAGAACCCUCGACUUGUGGUGAGAGGGUCUGGUUACGAGACGAUUUUUAAUUACGAUUUGUAAUUACGAUGUAGUCUCUUUGAUGUACCAUGCAGGCCUAAGACAAUUCUUCUUCCUUUAUAGUUGUGGUUUUCACUGUUAUCUUUUAAUUAAGCGUUAGCUUCCAGGAUUCCAAUGAUUAAACUAUUUCAAGAUGUAAAAGAUGGAAAGUGUGUAAGAGCCUUAUGGAGGAUCAAGUAACUUUUAUCGUCUCACAAUCAAAAUUCUCCCAUCUUCCCCCAGACCCCCUUCCCCUUAACUCGUCGUAAGCUACAACUGAUUACCGGUCCUUUAGUCAGAAGUAAUGGCCUCAAGUAAAUUCUUCAAAUUUUUUAACCGCAAGCAGGUGCACUUGACCCAUAGGUCUCGGGUAAGUCUUUGUCUCGAAACCUGUUUUCGUGAAGGCUUCUUUCCUUUUUUGUAAGAAAACUUGUUCUUUAGGAUGGAAGGGCCUAUUAGAGGGCUUAUGGUUUACUCAAUGUUUUUUCCUUUUUAUGAAAUUGACAAUUACUGCGGCUCAUAGACUACCCAAAGAUACUAAACGUAAGCUAUGCGAUUCUAAGCACUGCUCUGAGCAAAUCAUUUUUACAGAUAUCGUAUCAUUGAGUAAAAUCAUGUACAUUACACGCAAAAGGCUCAGUGCAGCUCUGAACGCAUCAAAAUGCUCUGGUACUGCCCUUCUAAUUGCAAUGCGCCCAAAGCGCUAUCUAUACAAUGGUACCCGCUGCAAUUUUAACAAGGUAUCAGCUAAUGUCAGUUACUCUAAUUCAAUCUCCUGUGCAAAACGAUUUUGAGAUAAUUUUAAAGUUUUAAACUGGGCUAGUCCCCCCGGACAAUGUCUGCGUUGUCAGUGUGGGAGUACAGUAUCUUUCUGGCAAGAUUGGAGAGUUGUCGUAUCGGUCAUAUGUGGAAUGUGAAAUGUGGUAAUUUUGUAUUAUUAGCUGGGUUGGUAACUAAAAUUGGCCACCGUAGAGAGUUUAAAAGCUGACGUUUCGAGCGUUAGUCCUUCGUUCAUCGCUCUAACGAAGGGCUUAAGCUCGAAAGGUCAGCUUCUAAACUCUUUACGGUGGCCAAUUUACGUUAACAACUCAGUUAAUAGUACUAUAUUACUCUGCUAUACUCUCCCACCUACGCAGCAGCCCUCUUUGUCUGUAUGUGAAAUGUGGUUGUACACUUCAUUGUAUUAAUAUAUCUUGUUUCCGAAUUAGGUAAUUAGACCUACAAUACCACACCUGGAUAUAUCAAAGAGAAAGGUAAAGCUCCUCCAACUAACUUAUCAAUUUGCAAUAGGUAACCAGAUAACACUCUUCAAAGGACCACGAAAGAAUUUUUUGGGUCUUGAAACAAGGCAUUCCAAAAUCUUCUCAUGAAAAAAUUCCAUUUUUUUAAAACAACAGCUACAGAAAAAAUUUGUUAGUUGUAGGUGAAAUUUGGUAGUUAUACUGUCAGUAAGUUUUGCAAGAAGUGAAUUUUGUGUUUAUCUGCUUCAUUAAGGUUCUUUAAACGGGUACUUCAUUUAAAAUUUCAGACCUGUAGUUCAAACUCUAUUCAGUCGUAUUUAGAGUUAUCAACAGAAUUUGUACUCUCGGCGCCUUCGUACCUUUUUUUAAACUAUUUUUUUUCUUUAGGGAAAAGUUGGAUCGUUUGUUUCUCUGAAAUAGUUUUGUUAGUCAAAUUUGUUAAAGUGUUUUGUCCACUCACUAGGUUCUGUCGGAACAAUGUUUAAAAAAAGCUUUCAAAUAUAUUGAACAUUUUCAAAAACUUGACAAUUUGAAGCUCUUUGAAAGGUCUUUAUGGUGGUUUUCAAUAGUUAAGAACUGAUUUAAAAUUACACAAAGGAGAAAACAAGCUUUAAUUUAUGAGGAAUAAAAGCACUCAAUUAGCUUCACAAUACCAGCUAUAUUGAGACUUUGGCUGUGCUAUUGGACGAUCCGUUCAACCUGCAAUCUUACAUGAGGACGUUGUAGCCAUAAAAUACUUGUUAAAGCCAGGUGUUUCCCAUCCGUUUUAGGCAGUUGAUGAAGGUUCCUAUAUUCGCCUGCUGACUCUGAUGCUAUGAUGGAGGUAUUCCAUGUGAAGAUUUUACACGUCCUGCUAAUCUUAGGACUUAUGGCGGCUGAUGUCGUAAAUGGUAACCCCUUACAAAGGAAACUGAAAAAGGGUAAGAUAAGUAACUGCUCACGUUUAAAAACUGAAAUCGCAUAAAAGAUGGAAGGCUAAUUUAAAUAAUAGGAACAAUAAAGCCACAAAACCAGAGGAUCUUGAGAGCAGAUUUCAUUUUGAAUGUUUCUUUUGUUUUUUAGUUUUUCCACCAAGUAACAGGCAAGAUAUCACAGGGAACCGAAAAACUGUUUACCCUGGCAAUGGGGACGAAUGCUACAGAAAAAACUUUGCAGGAAAUCAACCACCAGUAGGUUUGCGAGAUCCAAUGAACUUCAAAAUAAGAUACAUCUGUCAAAAAGAUCAUCAAGAAGACGAUGAUGGAACCCACUAUGGAACAAUGUUCGACAAACAAUUUGGAAUUCCAGUAUACUCGGCUUACACUCUCACGGAAGAUAACGUAGACUUCAAAGAAUGGACACGCCCAAAGUGGAGACAAACCAAAGGUAUUUAUCAAGCUUUCGAAAACAAGUUAAUUUUAUUAUAUGGGAAUUGUUUUAACCCUCAGUGCUCUAAACUAAAAAAUCAGUUCAGUGUUGUUUUGAGUAGAUGGUGUAGUUUGGUGUAGCUUCUGAUCUUUUGUACUUGCUGUAGAUUGCCGUUUUCGGUCUCCUUGGUGUGAGUCUGGCGUACUUUGAUGUAGUUUGGCGGAGUUUGGUUUAGCUGGCGUCCACAACAGCAAUAUCUAUAUUCUUAACAUUACGGUGGAUGUUUAUGACAUAAUUUAGUUUCCUUUUUAAGGCAUUGAGGAACAAGGAAGUGACGAGAUCUAUCCCAGCCUACCAUUUCACCGAGGGCACUUGGCACCCGCGUAUACUUUAUCAGAUACCGGCCAUAGUGGUGCCGGCUUUCGAUCCACUUUCGUCUACACGAAUGCGGUGCCACAGCGACCAGUGCUUAAUAGUGGUCAGUGGUCCCAGUAUGAAAAAAGGAUACGCGACUAUGCAGUGAAUCAUUGUACUAAGAAUGAUGGAACUUUAUAUCUCUUAACUGGAAGCUCAUUUGUGCGUCGGAAUGCAGAUACAGACCAAUUUAAAGCCAAAAAGCCAAGCAAAGCGCUUAAACUGGCUAAUACAGAUCUUCCUGAAUUCCCUGCCAUAACGGUUCCCAGUUCUCUAUGGACUGCCGGCUGCUGUGUCAGAGGUGGUGCUGCCGUGGGAAAUUUUGCAGUGUUUGGAAACAACGAACAAGAUCCAAGUAAGCUGUAUACUAGUCAACUGCUCAUGUCUACUUUGCAAGAGGCAUUAACAACGGAUAAAGCGAGAGGCGAAACAGAGGAUGAAGUCAAAUUGUUUCCAGCAUUCCCGGGUUGUAUGAAUGAUGCCAACCAUGUUCAACUUGGAGGAAUCAAACGGAGAAGAGUGAACAAUAACAUUGUAUGA